GAGACAACGGAUAGCUUUGUGAAUGUCGUGGCACCAACCGAGUUGUCGGUUUCGGUUUCGUCGGACCAAUUAUUGUUGCCUUCUAUCGAUUUGCCGGAUGAGGAACCAACUGAACAAUUGGAUCCGCUUUUCUCUGACACUCAGGUAUACGAAAUGGACUUUGUUACGGACGAUGAAAAGAGUAGUGAUGAAGAGAAUGCGAUGGACGACGAGGAAAAUUCCGCAGAUGACGAAGAAGAUGGUCCCGAUUAUGCCAAUAUGCCAGAUGCAGAGUGUGUACGAUACUGGGCGUUAACUGGGAACGAGUCGCUUGCAAUCGUUGGACAAAUGUUCGAGAUGCUUCGUGCAAAAACGGAUAUGAACAUCCCAAAAGAUCCGAGGAUUGUUCUACGAAAAAAGCGGAUCAUAGAUCUUCCAGAGGAAUCCAUCGAACUAGAAUUUAAAGAUAUAAAAUGUAAACUAGUCAAAACCAUCGGAGAAGAGGAGGGAGAAAUGAUAUUCUUUACUUCGUACUCUUGUCGAAUAAAUGCAAACUUGUAG
Anopheles coustani is the source of this 540-nucleotide messenger RNA. RefSeq lists its product as uncharacterized. The coding region runs from base 154 to 540 and encodes 128 amino acids. Lineage: Eukaryota; Metazoa; Arthropoda; Insecta; Diptera; Culicidae. The transcript is spliced from 2 exons. The record is from RefSeq and is a predicted model, not a curated record.